Achroia grisella is the source of this 3507-nucleotide messenger RNA. RefSeq names its product tumor susceptibility gene 101 protein (gene TSG101). Bases 165 to 1364 code for a protein of 399 amino acids. The transcript has a single exon. Gene Ontology annotation, cellular component: ESCRT I complex. Gene Ontology annotation, molecular function: ubiquitin binding. Gene Ontology annotation, biological process: endosome to lysosome transport; protein transport; protein modification process. NCBI's taxonomy places the organism in Eukaryota, Metazoa, Arthropoda, Insecta, Lepidoptera, Pyralidae. The record is from RefSeq and is a predicted model, not a curated record.
AGAUUAGUGAUUAUCAAAUCAAUGACAAAUUUUUAGUCAAUGAGAUAUCCUAAUUCUCUAUUUCAUAUUUGUAGUGCUUCUGUAGUGAUUGUUUUUCGAUUUAUUUAGAUUCUUCCAUAAUCUUGUGAACCAGAUUUCUGAUCUCAACUAAAGUUGCUGUAGUCAUGGCAAACGAUGAGGCGGUUUUAAAACAAUACUUGUCGAAGUAUAAAUAUCGAGACUACGCUACUCGCGAGGUAAUCAACCUGAUUCAAGUAUAUAGAAGUUUGACAUAUCGUUUAGAAGCCUUUGUUUUUAAUAAUGGAACUAGGAAAGACUUGCUGAAUCUAGACGGUACUAUUCCUGUAAACUACAAAGGUGCAUAUUACAACAUACCUAUCUGCAUUUGGCUAAUGGAUACUCAUCCAUUAAACGCGCCUUUGUGUUUCGUGAAACCUACUGCAGACAUGUCUAUCAAGGUGUCAAUGUAUGUGGAUAAUAACGGAAAGAUUUAUUUACCGUACCUGCACGAAUGGACUCAGAAUGGGUCAACCUUGCAAAAGUUGAUACAGGCAAUGGUGACAGCUUUUGGUGAAAUUCCUCCAGUAUAUUCCAGACCACGAAAUGAUACAACGACUCCUUAUCCGGCGGCGUCUUUUAUGCCGCAGCCGUCAGGGUAUCCCUACCCACAGGUGACACCACAGCCUGGAUACCCUACCACAACGCCAUACCCGACUACAUCAAACUUACCAUACCCUAGUUAUGGGUCACCUUAUCCAGGAGCUGCGCCCACAAAUGGCAUUCCUUAUCCACCAGCCUCAACUACCACUCCUUACCCACCUGCUAGUAACUAUGGUGGUGCUGAUGUUGCUGGUGGCACAAUAACUGAAGAACACAUAAAGUUAUCUCUGCUGUCUGCUGUUCAAGAUAAAUUGAAAAGGAGACUGAAGGAACAGUCACAACAGUCACAGGCAGAGCUGGAAACUCUGCGACGAACAGAACAGGAACUACAGCAAGGUAAGACCCGUCUCGAAGAUAUUAUAUCGCGAUUACAGAGAGAACGAACCGAUUUAGAUAAGAAUGUAGCUGUUUUACAAGAAAAGGAAAAGGAGUUGGAAGCAGCGGUGGAACGUUUGUCAGAACAGGAAGGUGUUGAUGUAGAUGAGGCAGUAGUUACAACAGCUCCCUUGUACUCGCAACUAUUGAAUGCAUUUGCUGAGGAAGCCACUUUGGAGGAUGCAAUCUAUUACAUGGGAGAGGCAUUACGUAAAGAAGUUAUUGAUCUAGACUCAUUUCUGAAGCAAGUACGUACAUUGGCACGUAGACAGUUUACUUUACGGGCUCUGAUGCACAAGUGCCGACAGAAGGCUCAACUAGCAUGCUAGUAAUAAUUUUUACUGCAACAUCCAAUCAGUCAAAACUUUGCGACUAGAUUGAUUUGUGACUCAUCAUAUUGGAAAUUAUUUAUGUACUUUUACACAUUGUAUAUUGUAUCUGAACAUUAUUUAUUAUCUACAAAUCAAUAUAAGUUCCAUCACUAUUUUCAAAGGUAGCUUGCAAUAUUAAAAUCAUCAUAACUAAUUGCUAUUUGAGGUCAAUGCAGCUUGGAAUAUUAAAAUUAUUUCUUUAUUUUAAAAUAUCCUAUGUUACAAUAAUUAAUAUUUAUUAAUUCUCACAUUAAAACAGUUAUUGUUAGAAAUUUGUUAUAUGUAUAAUUUUGUUCUUCUCUUUAUUUCAUAUAUAAAACAAAUACAAACAUUAUCCUGUUCAACUUUAAUAUAAAGGAAAUUUAUGAAUAUUCUCAUUAAUAGGGAAAUAAAAAUAUUAAAAAUAAACAGCUGUUAUUUAUGUAAAUGUGCAUUUGUUACUCAGCACUGUUAGAAUGUUAGUGCAAAAUUUAUACCUGCAUGUAGAAUUAAGUCAUAUUUAUCAUUAUAUAUAUAGUCUUACCUGUUAGAAUAUUAUGCUUAGAGGUUGUAAUGCAAUUGAGACCACACCUUUCACUACUAGACAUGUUAUUGUAUGCAAUUGUGUUGUAUGAAAUAUUAGACAAUAUAUUACAUAUAAAUGCUCAGUUUAUGGUGUAAUUUACUUGCAAAAAUAUUUUCUUUAUAUGUAAGUGCUAGACAAUAAGACAUUUUCAAUACUGUGGAAUUGCUGUAAUUCAUAUUAAGUUGAUAAUGUAGGCAUCCUGUACACAAUUUAUUAUUCUUAAAAUGUCCACUGUGACAAAAUAUUAGAAAUAUAACACUGAAUUCAUAAUCUUAUCAGAUUCUAAAUAAAGCUUUGUGGUUUAUGGCCAUAGAGUAAGGCAUAAUAAUAUAUUAUUGGUUGUAAGGCAAUCUUUGCCAAAUUCACCAAAAUUUACAGGAGAAUGGGCUUUAAUGUGAAAAUAAUUUAUAAUAAAAUAUUUAAUGUUCUAUUUUACUAUCAAUCUAAUUCUAUGUCAAUUGGAUUCUUCAAGGAACAAAUAUUUAAAAGAAUUUUAAUUUUAUUAAAAAAAAAAAUUUAAGGAGUGUUUAUUUUUAUCACACUGUACUUUCUUUUCUACAGUGAACCGGAAAGUUUAUAUUUAAAGUAUAACACAAAACUAAGCUUGCUUGUCUCUAUAUUUUAUGUGAGAUAUCAUUUGAAAAAGGGCUAAGUUCACAAAAUUGAUAGUGCAGUUGAUAAAUUCUCGAAGAACAGCUGGAAAACUAAUAAGAAUAAGAUGAUUUGUAAUUGUCAUCAUCCACCUCUUUCACUGUCACUAUAAUAUAUUGUUUGUAUAAAAAUAAAACACAAAAAUAUUAAUGUUAACAUGUAUAUAAUUAUUGGUGAUGUGUUGUUGAUGAUUGUUAGUUAUAAUCCUAUGAUUACUUUUGCCAUUGUACCUAUAGCAUAAUGUAUUAAUUAAACCGGUAUAAGUGCUACGAAAUGGCCUCAUCUAAAAAUUAAAGUCUGAAGUAAUCUGAAACAAUUACGUUUCAAAUGCCUACAUAGGUACUUCAUAUAAACAUACAAGUCAAUGUUGUAUGGUUGACCAUGUAAAUACAAAUAUUUAAGAAUCUUAAUACAAUAAAUCUGAUUGCUCAGAAAAUGAACCUUAUUGGUAUUUUGUAACCUAAUCAUAUAACCGAUAAGGUUCAUUUUCUAUUAGUUAAUAUAAAGAUUCAAUUCUCCAAAAGCCCGCAUAUAAUAUGGAAAACACAUGACAUAUGUUACCUAUUGAAAUAUAACAGGAAUGGCAUCUUUGCAUGUUCGAACGCAAACGAAUCCGUCUGGGACUACGUGACUAGCGAUGGAAAAUAAUAGACAAAUGAGAUUUGAAUAAAAUACCUAUGUACCUAAUGCAAUUUUUUUAUUCCAAUUUAUUAUUUCAUUAAUGUACAGUAGAAUAUAAAAAUAUUAUACAUUAUUUAAAUUUAUAUAAAUCAUAUUAGAGGUAAUUGUUAAUAAGUUUUAUAUCUCAGAAAAUGUAAUUGUAUUUACCUAAGGUUUGUAUCGAUCGCGUGUACGCGACGCGAUAAGUCGUCACAAUAAACAUAA